ACACUGACCAGGCUGGACUUUGCCUUCCUCUUCAGCAGGGGAGCCACCUUUGCUUGCCUUCUCCUACCUGGGCUGUGUGACUGUAGGGCUGACCAAGUGGGCACCAUGGCUGCUCAGAAAGAUUUCUGGGAUGCUAUUGUGCUCGGUGCCGGCAUCCAGGGCUGCUUCACUGCAUACCACCUGGCCAAACACAGGAAGCAGGUCCUCCUCCUGGAGCAGUUCUUUCUACCGCACUCCCGAGGAAGUUCCCACGGACAGAGCCGGAUUAUCCGAAAGGCAUACGCGGAUGACUUUUACACCCAGAUGAUGGAUGAGUGCUAUCGGAUAUGGGCCCAGCUGGAGCAGGAGUCUGGAACCCAGCUGUACAGAAAGACUGGUCUACUGCUGGUUGGACCAAAGGAAAAUCCAGAAUUAAAAACAAUUCAGGCCACUCUAUCUAGGCAGAGGAUAGAACAUCAGUGUCUUUCAUCUGAGGAACUGAAGCAACAUUUCCCAAAUAUUCGGUUGCCCCAGGGAGAAGUGGGGCUCUUGGAAAAGUCUGGAGGAGUUCUCUAUGCAGACAGGGCCCUCCGAACCCUCCAGGAUGCAGUUCGACAGCUGGGAGGUACAGUGCGGGAUGGAGAAAAGGUGAUGGAGAUAAAACCGGGGCUGCCAGUCGUGGUGAAAACCAGCUGUGGGAGCUACCAAGCCAAGAGCUUGAUCAUCACAGCAGGUCCUUGGACCAACUGUCUCCUCCGUCCCCUGGGAAUCGAGCUACCUCUCCAGACCCUGAGGAUCAAUGUGUGUUACUGGCGAGAGAAGUCUCCUGGGAGUUAUGGUGUAGUCCCAGCCUUUCCAUGUUUCCUGGGCUUGGGCCAAGCCCCCCACCAUAUCUAUGGGCUGCCAGAAGGAGAGUACCCCGGGCUUGUGAAGGUCUGCUAUCACCACGGCAACCACACAGACCCUGAUGAGCGGGACUGUCCCACAGCACGCCCAGAUAUUCAAGAUGUCCAAAUCCUGUGCCGCUUUGUCAAAGAUCACUUACCUGGCCUGAAGCCAGAGCCUGCCAUCAUGGAGCGCUGCAUGUACACGAACACCCCUGAUGAGCACUUCAUUCUCGAUCGCCACCCAAAGUAUGACAACAUUGUCAUUGGUGCUGGAUUCUCUGGGCAUGGAUUCAAGCUGGCCCCUGUAGUGGGGAAGAUCCUAUAUGAAUUAAGCAUGAAACUAACACCAUCUUAUGACUUGACACCUUUUCGAAUCAGCCGCUUCCAUGGCCUGGGCAAAGCUCACCUUUGACCCCUGGCCAGCAGCCUCCCCUCUGUGCAGAGAAGUCCCUGCUGGAGAAGACUUCUCAGUUGUAGGAAGUGGCUCUGAGAUGUCAUCCUUUUCUGCCUCUUUUGAAUUCUCCAUAAUCACUGGACGGUUGAGUCGACCUUCAUUCCCUGGCCAGCUUCCUAAUCCCAACUACCCUCCUGCUUACAAAAGGUCAAUCAGAUAUUCUAUAAUCACAGAGUCACAAGGACCUUUGAGAUGGAUGUUUCAAUAUGGAGGGGCACAAGGACUGGCUCAGGAGACCAAAGCAGUCGUUAAAAUUCUUUUUGCUGGGAUGUUUGAUGAACUUGAAAUGGAUUUGACUAAAUCUUCCCAGGAGAGGGUGAACAAGAUGAUCUCUUAUAGAUCACUAUUGCCCUUGGAGUUUCUUUUUCUAAAACUAGAGCUACCUUCCAAUUAUGAAUGCCCAUAAAAUUUCUGACUUGUCUUCGAUGCACAAUAAAUAUUUGUUGAAAGAUUUGUUGAACAAACAAACAAAUAAAU
This is a messenger RNA of Otolemur garnettii (small-eared galago), 1797 nucleotides long. RefSeq names its product pipecolic acid and sarcosine oxidase (gene PIPOX). Gene Ontology annotation, cellular component: peroxisome. The record is from RefSeq and is a predicted model, not a curated record. The coding region runs from base 106 to 1278 and encodes 390 amino acids. The transcript is spliced from 8 exons. Lineage: Eukaryota; Metazoa; Chordata; Mammalia; Primates; Galagidae. Gene Ontology annotation, molecular function: flavin adenine dinucleotide binding; sarcosine oxidase activity; L-pipecolate oxidase activity.